Molecule: messenger RNA, 971 nt
Organism: Dermacentor silvarum
Lineage: Eukaryota; Metazoa; Arthropoda; Arachnida; Ixodida; Ixodidae
Exons: 6
Coding region: 69-743 (224 amino acids)
Source: RefSeq, a predicted model, not a curated record
UUUCUUGCGGCUGCUGGCGGAAUGUUCCCCUCAUACGCAGUCUGACCGCAGAAUUACCCAGCGAAAGCAUGGCAACAAAGCAUCUUUUUACUGUGCUUCUGUUUACCACCUCCUUAAGCAUCUUGGAAUGUAGAUUAAUGAUGGCGAAAUCAGCUCUGUCUGGUAUGAAGAGCGUGUCACGCGUAGGCAUGCGACAUCCCUUUUAUACACAAGACUGUAAAGAAGGCAGCAUCGCAAAAUUCCUGUGCACGAACGAGCCCAUAUGGCUAUAUAAUAGCACCGGAAGUCCCGGCCGUGAAUGUGAAGUGGAUGAAACGAUGAAUAUAAGCCAAACUGCCAUUCUCCUGCUGCGGUCACAUUACGAAAACGGAAUGAAAAAAUCCAUCUACCUAAACGGAACAUUUGACCAACGCGAUGCGAAGCGCAUGUUUCUUCAUAUUCCAGGUGGCCAAAAAGGAAUGCGUGACCACCUGACUGAAGACAUGCUGUAUCUCAGCCAGAAGUUGAGAUGUGCGGUGCUUAAGAUUACACUUCAAAGCAACCCAGCUAUUUAUGACCUCCUAGUUCGAAAUUCCUCCAUCGCGCGGGGCCCUAGCCGUGGCUGUAUGAGGAAAUUUGCAAACCUCACAAGUACAUCAUUGCGUAUGUACGAACCAAGUUGUCAGGCCAUACUGCUCAAAAAUGCGGAACCAGAAAUCACCAUUGGAAGAAAACCUAACCAGGAAAAUACGCACCUUCGUUAGGUGAUUGUUGCCGCUUUGUCGAUACGCGUACGAUAGCGUUCUUGGAGGCUGUUGGAAAGUAUUGUACGCAUUCAGCACAUAUUUUCAAUUUCAAGGCAUCCAGCAAGACAUGAAUACCCCGAUGUGUCUCUAGUACUAUAUUCUUUUUUCUUCUCUCACUAUAUAAAAAAUCUUGUGAUGAUAUUUUACCAGCCAAAUAAAAUUGGACCUCCAAAACCACAUGUUCAA